ACACACGAACACGCGCCCGCACUCCCUCUUUAGCUGUCACGACUCACGAGGCUUACUAGGAGAAAAACCGAUACUCUUCGUCUCCGGCGCGGCGAAUCUUUAUGGCAAGCUUCGCCUCUGUUUUGGCAAUCGCCGUCUGUCUCUUCGCCGAUGUAUCCGCUCUCGGCUUCACGUUCUCGGCGAAGCUCAUUCAUCGGUACUCUCUCGAGGCGGCGGAGUGGAGAUCGAGGGAAGGCGUCGUUGUUUUUCCGGAGCGAAAGAGCUUGGAGUACGCGGAGGUUCUUCUGAGCAGCGACUUGAAGAGGCUGAGAAUGAAGUUCGGGUCUCGGCUCCAGUUUUUGUUCCCUUCCGAGGGAAGCUUGAUUCAAUCUUUUGGGAACGAGCUCGGUUGGUUACAUUACACAUGGAUAGAUGUGGGGAAUCCUAAUGUACCGUUUCUUGUUGCAUUGGAUGCGGGAAGCGAUCUCUUCUGGGUCCCAUGUGAAUGUAUUAGAUGUGCCUCCUUCUCGGCUAGUCAAUACCAUGUCCUGGAUAGAGAUCUGAGUGAGUAUCAUCCAUCGAAAUCUAGCACUGUUCAGAACGUGUCUUGCAGCCACAACUUGUGUCAAGCAAGAGACAACUGCAAAAAUCCAGAGGAUCUCUGCCCUUACAUUGUCGAGUAUGACACUGAUGAUACCUCAACCUCUGGGUAUCUGGUCCAAGAGAAAUUACAUUUAGCAUCUCUCGGCGAGGGCACAUCGCGGAACGGAGUGCAGGCUUCUGUGAUUAUGGGCUGCGGUAGGAAGCAAAGUGGGAUCUUCUUGAGUGGAGCUGCUCCUGAUGGUUUGAUUGGCCUUGGACCUGGUAAUAUUUCAAUUCCAACUAUCCUUGCCAAUGCUGGACUCAUUCGGAACUCUUUUUCAAUCUGUUAUGACGAGGAUGACUCCGGAAGAUUUCUCUUUGGUGACCAAGGCCCUCAAUCUCAACAAUAUACCCCAUUAUUGACCAAAGACGGAAAAUAUGAAGCCUACAUCGUUAGAGUGGAAUCGUGCUGUGUUGGAACCACUUGUAUUAAGCAAUCUGGUUACCGAGCUAAUGUAGACACUGGCUCGUCUUUCACUUCUCUUCCGAAGGAUGUCCAUGAUAAGGUUGUCGCAGAGCUUGACAAACGUCUGGAUAUAAAAAGAACUGGCCAACAAGGGAUUUUCGACAACUGCUAUAGGGCCAGUUCGAAGGAUCUAGCAAAAUUUCCUACCAUCAGGCUGAUGUUCACCAAUAACCAAAGUUUUUCAGUCGGAGAUUACACAAUUUCUUCGGGAACGGGCAUUGUAUGUUUAACAAUGAUGCCGUGGGAUCGAGAUUAUGGUGUUAUUGGACAAAACUCCAUGAUCGGUCACCUAAUGGUUUUCGAUAGAGAGAAUCUUAGACUGGGAUGGUCUCGUUCCGACUGCCAAGAUCCAAGCAGAAGAGCAGGCGUGAGCAUCUCGCCAUCAUCACAAAGCCCUUUACCGGCAAGCAAACGACAGAGUAAGAACCAUUCCGAGGCAAAAUCUCCACAGGCUGAUUCCAUCACAGCUUCUCACAAAUCCUCCCUGGCGAAUCAAACAGCUCUCCUCCAUAUCUAUACGCUUCUAUUACUAAUGUGUUCAAUCCUUACCACCACCACCACCUAGUAAGUUUAUAUGCCUCUGUUUCUCCUCCAUGUAUAUGCUUUUUGUUUAUUCUUUGCUUUCUAGCUUCUUUCUCUCUCCUCUAGUCGUUUCGUUUUUAACUAUGGUAGCUCGGUGUUUUUCUUUUGUUGCAUAUUGUUGCUUUUCUUGUGGUGUUGCAUGUUUUUAUUUUUUUUCCCUUUAAAUUAGGAAUAUUUUAGAAGUUAAUUAAACUUCCGGAUAAGUGUGUGUGUGGAAUGAGAAUUAAACUUCCGGUUAUA
This is a messenger RNA of Tarenaya hassleriana, 1909 nucleotides long. RefSeq names its product aspartic proteinase-like protein 1. Gene Ontology annotation, molecular function: aspartic-type endopeptidase activity. Lineage: Eukaryota; Viridiplantae; Streptophyta; Magnoliopsida; Brassicales; Cleomaceae. The record is from RefSeq and is a predicted model, not a curated record. Gene Ontology annotation, biological process: proteolysis. The coding region runs from base 102 to 1652 and encodes 516 amino acids. The transcript is spliced from 10 exons.